Molecule: messenger RNA, 573 nt
Organism: Kluyveromyces marxianus DMKU3-1042
Lineage: Eukaryota; Fungi; Ascomycota; Saccharomycetes; Saccharomycetales; Saccharomycetaceae
Exons: 1
Coding region: 1-573 (190 amino acids)
Source: RefSeq, a predicted model, not a curated record
AUGUCCUCCGACGAACAAUUCGAGGACUUUGAUACUUCAAGUAGUCCUCUAUUUGAGCAAGAGCUCGUGAGUCCCAAGGGUGACAUCCUGCCAUACAUCGGAGUGUUGCUUUACAUUAUCGAGCAGAUAUUACUGUUUUUCAACUCUCCAGCAUUUGAGACCAUUGUGAAUACUAUCCAACAGAUUGUUCAAUGGAUUAUAGGUCUAUUUUCGCUGAUUUCACUUUUAGGAUACCACGGAGUCCAAAGCAAAAUAGUUGACCAAUACAUUAGCAGCACAUCGUUCUUUGUGGCCACAACGCAUGAUGCUUCCGAUUUAUUCAAUAACCGUAUUCACUUGGCUAUACUAUUGAUCAACUUGUUCACCAAGCAGGAUGACGCUCCAAAGAAAGAAAUAGACUGGAAAAAGAUUAUCUUACAGAUCCUCCUUUGGAUCAUCCAGAGACUAUUAGACGACCAAAACAACAAAAACGGCAACGGCAACAAUCCGAAAGCUUCAAACGCAAACUCAUUUUUGGCAGUGAUUGUAAAAGCGCUCUCAAUAAUUGUUUGUCUACGUUACCUUUUGACUUAG